UGUCGGGCCAGUGUCAUCAAAACGUUGUCUACGCCGGACUUUGAAAAUCCCGCGUCGUCUAAGCCGGACUUUGGAAAGAUCCAAGUGAAACGUCGGUGCGCGGGUCGGUGUUGACUGAGGCGUCGGGAGCGAGUCUCUCUACCAGGAUGGCCCAGUGGCAGCGACUGAAUCAGCUGCAUGCUGUUUACCGGCAGCAGUUGCACGAGCUCUAUGACAGAGAUUCCUUCCCCAUGGAUGUUCGGCAUUACCUAGCUUCCUGGGUAGAGAAACAGCAAUGGCUACGUGCGGCCCGGGACCAUGAUUUGGCCAUGGUACUGUUCCAGGUGCUGUUGGAGAAUCUGGACAUCCAGCACAGCCGCUUUGUACAGGAGGAGUCAUUUCUGAUGCAACAUAACAUCAGACGCUACAAACAGAACUUUCAGAGGUUCCAGGAGGAGCCGUGUACCUUGGCUGGGGUAAUCCACUGGUUCCUAGAGAAAGAAAAGGAGAUCUUGCAGAGCGCCGAGCUGGCCGAGCAGGUCCAGUUGCUGCAUGUGGAGCAGGAACACAUGGAAACGGACCACCAGAACCUCGAGCGUAAAAUGGCAGGUCUCAAAAAUGACGUGCAGUGCAUGGAACGUACUUUGAUUUGCCUAGAGGAACAACAGGAUGAGUUUGAUUUUAAAUACAAAACCCAUGAGAUGGAAGCGUUGGCAAAUGAGGCCGCAAAGAGAGACCAGUUGGCGGUUGUGCAGAUGCUUCUCAACAGGGUGAACACCUGUAGAAAGACAGUGCUGUCAGAUUUCACCAAGAUUUUGGACAGGUCCGAGGAGCUGAAAGUGAUGUUGGUGCAGAAGGAGUUGGUGGAGUGGCAGAGGAGGCAGCAGAGAGCCUGCAUUGGAGCGCCAGACAACACCUGCCUGGAUCAUCUCGAGAAGUGGUUUACCUGCGUAGCAGAGUGCCUGUUCCAGGUACGCAAGUUUCUUAUGAAGCUAGAGGAGCUGAUGGGAAAGUUGUCCUAUGAGCAUGACCCCGUAAAGGCCAAGAAACCGAUUUUGCAGAAGAGAGUUGAUGCCAUUCUGACAGAUCUACUGAAGAGCGCUUUCGUGGUCGAGACUCAGCCGUCGAUGCCUCAGGGUAAAGGCCCCUUGGUCCUGCGCACAAAUGUCCAAUUCUCUGUGAAGACCAGACUUUUGGUUAAAUUUCCCGAGCAGAACCAUGCCAUGAAGGUGAACGUGUCCAUGGACAGGGAGGCUCCCCAGAUAAAAGGGUACCGGCGUUUUAAUGUCCUUGGAACGAACAGCAAGGUUCUCAACAUGGCAGAGAGCCACAGCGGAGGCAUGGUGGCCGACUUCAGACAUUUGACUUUGAAGGACCAAAAGUCUGGAGGAGGAGGAAAGGGCAUCAGUGAAAUCUGUCUCAGUAUUACAGAGGAGCUGCACAUCUUCACCUUUGACACUGUGUUUGAGCUGCACGGCGUGAUGGUUGACCUGCAGACGUCCUCACUUCCUGUGGUCAUCAUCUCAAACGCCAGCCAGCAGCAGAGUGCCUGGGCCUCCAUCCUCUGGUUUAACAUGCUGUGUCAAGACACGAAGGACAUUUAUUUCUUUGCCAACUGCCCUGUGGCCAGUUGGGAGCAGCUGGGGGAGAUGUUGAGCUGGCAGUUCCUCUCUGCUACUGACCGCGGUCUGGAUCAUCUGCAGCUGGAGAUGAUUGCUCUGAAGCUCUUUCGGAAGCAGCAGGACUACUCUGCAUGCAAAAUCACUUGGUCUAAAUUCAGCAAGGAGAAUGCGCCCGAUGUCGGCUUCACCUUUUGGGUGUGGUUCGAUGGCAUCUUGGUGAUGGUGAAAAUGUACUUGGAAAAGCUCUGGAAAGAUAACUGUAUCAUGGGCUUUGUUUGUAAAGCCAAAGAGAAAGCCCUCUUACAGAAAAAACAGAGAGGGACAUUCUUGCUGCGCUUCAGUGAAAGCAUCAGAGAUGGAGGGAUCACCUUCUCCUGGGUGGAUUACUCACCAAAAGGUGUGCCUAUUGUCAGGUCAGUGAGGCCCUUCACCAGGGUAGACCUGUCCCAGAUCCCCUUCCCUGAAAUCAUCAGAAAUUUCCAGAUAUUCGAGGACGAGAACGUUCCAAAUAAUCCUCUGAUUCACCUCUACCCUAACAUCCCCAAAGAUGAGGCUUUUGGAAAAUACUACUCUGAGAAAACUGGAGAUGACAGCCCAUAUAUCAAAUACAUCAAAACCAAGCUGGUAUUCGUUUCUAAGGAGAAGAGAGUGGAGGCUGAGUCAUCUGUGGAUUCUGACAUGGCGGCGGCCGAUGGCGUGAUGCUUGAGAGUGAGCCAUGUGGUGAGGGGGAUGACCUAAAUGGGGAUCUGCAUGCUAUGGAGCAACACCUGAUGCCUCAUCCUGACCCCAUGCUGUGUGAUACGGUGGAAAACCCGGGUGAAGAACUGCCCCAGCUCCAGCUUUUUGAUGCCAUUGACUUAUUAAAUUACCCUGAUGAUCAUUUCCCGUCUUAUGGGCAGGAGUUCCCUGAUGUGAGUUUGCAAGAGUUUGCCAUCCCCCCCAUGCAGCCAUGCGGAGGCAUGUACCAGUGAGCCGCCACCAUCGCAGUGGGCAUGAUGUUAGUCUGAAUCAUAUCAUUCCAACUUGACAUCUCUAUCCAUAACCACUUCCGCAUCUCUCUGUCCAUAACCACUUCCACAUCUCUGUCCAGAUCCACUUCCGCAUCUCUAUCCAUAACCACUUACGCAUCUCUGUACAUAACUACUUCCGCAUCUCUGUCCAUAACCACUACCGCAUCUCUAUCCAUAACCAUUUCCGCAUCUCUAUCCAUAACCAUUUCCGCAUCUCUAUCCAUAACCACUUACGCAUCUCUUUCCAUAACCACUUCCGCAUCUCUGUACAUAACUACUUCCGCAUCUCUGUCCAUAACCACUACCGCAUCUCUAUCCAUAACCACUUACGCAUCUCUGUCCAUAACUACUUCCGCAUCUCUGUCGAUAACCACUACCGCAUCUCUGUCCAGAAACAAUUCCGCAUCUCUGUCCAUAACCACUUACGCAUCUCUGUCCAGAACCGCUUCCACAUCUUUCUAUCUAUAACCACUUCCACAUUUCUAUCCAGAUCCACUUCCGCAUCUCUCUGUCCAGAACCACUUCUGCAUCUCUAUCCAUAACCACUUCCACAUCUCUAUCCAUAACCACUUCCGCAUCUCUGUCCAUAACCGCUUCCACAUCUCUAUCCAGAACCACUUCCACUGCAACAUACGCAUCACACAGUUGAAGCCUGCACGGCGGCUCUAACUGAAGCUAUUGUCUUUUCUUUUCUUGUUGCUGAACAGGAAGUGAUACGUGAUGCUUUGGAUGUCACGUGACGUUCAGCAGGGUGUUAUGAGCUUCCGGAACUGAUACACUAAACCAUCUGCUUCUGCUGCUAAGAAACGCUUGUUUAACAGUCACUGGUUCUGGUUACAAAGUGAACAGUCCAGAACAGUCUUUUGUAACCAGGUAGUUGUGUUUGUUGUGCUCCUUCUGAAACCACAUGCUGUACACGGGUAGGCUCAGCUGCACAUCCUGGUAUUUUACUUUUCUAGUCGUCUCUCGUGUUGGUCAGGACAGGGAGCAGUUUGCUUUGCUGUGUAACUUGCUCAUUUUGAAAGACACAGUAUAAACGGGACGGCACGGUGGCACAGUGGUUAGCGCGGUCGCCUCACAGCAAAAAGAUCCUGGGUUCAAACCCCAGGGUAGUCCAACCUUGGGGGUCAUCCCGCGUCGUCCUCUGUGUGGAGUUUGCAUGCUCUCCCCGUGUCUGCAUAGGUUUCAGGUGAAUCGGCUGUACUAAGUUGUCCCUAGGCGUGAAUGUGUGGGCCCUGUGCGAUGGCCUGGUGGCCUGUCCAGGGUGUCUCCCCGCCUGCUGCCCAAUGACUGCUGGGAUAGGCUCCAGCAUCCCCGUGACCCUCAGAGCAGGAUAAGCGGUUUGGAUAAUGGAUGGAAAUGGACAGUAUAAACAGACACUUCUCAUGGAUCACCUCCCAAGAAAAUGUGUGUGGUGUCCGGGUAGCGUAGCGGUCUAUUCCGUUGCCUGCCAACACGGGGAUCGCCGGUUCGAAUCCCCAUGUUACCUCCGGCGUGGUUGGGCAUUCCAUCCAUUAUCUGAGCCGCUUAUCCUGCUUCCAGUCGCAGGGAUGCUGGAGCCUAUCCCAGCAGUCAUUGGGCGGCAGGCGGGGAGACACCCUGGACAGGCUGCCAGGCCAUCACACAGGGUCGACAUACACACACAUUCAUACCUACGGGCAAUUUAGUACAGCUGAUUGGUCGGGCGUCCCAACAGACACAAUUGGCCAUGUUUGCAGUUGGGAAGCCGGAUGUGGGUCUGUGUCCUGGUCGCUGCAGUAGUGCCUUCUGUGGUCGGUCGAGGCACCUGUUCGGGGGGGAGGGGGAACUAGGGGGGAUAGUGUGAUCCUCCCAUGCGCUACAUUGCCCUUGUGACACUGCUCACUGUCAGGUGAAAAGAAGCGGCUGGCGUCUCCCCAUGUAUGGGAGGAGGCAUUUGGUAGUCUGCAGCCCUCCGCGGGUCGGCAGAGGGGGUGGAGCAGCGACAGGGACGGCUCGGAGAGCGGGGUAAUUGGUCAAGUGCAAUUGGGGAGAAAAAGGGGGGAAAAGAAAAAAAGAAAAUAUGUGUGACCACUGAACCACCUGUACACCCUUUUAUAGUGUGUCUCAUCAUCACUUCAUUCAAGCAUUUCUUGAGAUGCUCAUCACGUACCUUUCUAGUGGGCAGGAAGACUUAGAGUAUGGCUUCACCUCAGUUGCUGAAGACUGUUUGCAGUGACUGCACAUGUUCUGCACAGGUUCUGAAGGUCUGCUCUGAACUGUGAAGCUGUUUGUGAAACCGCCAUGUAGCCUGUCAGACAGCUUAUAGGGCUCUUGUGGCAAAUGCACCUUAAACAUUGUACUUCCUCGUUUCUGCGGCACUUUCCCUUUACUUCCCCAUCCUGUUAGAAAAUGAAAGCUAAGACUGUCUUACUGGAAAUAAAGUUGAAAGAUUGAAUAAGUUGAGUAAUUGGAGGGGUGGGGUGUUUGUUUACUAAUAAAACAAUGGUACU
Lampris incognitus (smalleye Pacific opah) is the source of this 5083-nucleotide messenger RNA. It is a transcript of the gene stat2, whose product is annotated as signal transducer and activator of transcription 2. Gene Ontology annotation, biological process: defense response; response to peptide hormone; regulation of transcription by RNA polymerase II. Gene Ontology annotation, molecular function: DNA-binding transcription factor activity, RNA polymerase II-specific; RNA polymerase II cis-regulatory region sequence-specific DNA binding. NCBI's taxonomy places the organism in Eukaryota, Metazoa, Chordata, Actinopteri, Lampriformes, Lampridae. Bases 147 to 2573 code for a protein of 808 amino acids. The record is from RefSeq and is a predicted model, not a curated record. The transcript is spliced from 24 exons.